Molecule: messenger RNA, 1533 nt
Organism: Schizosaccharomyces cryophilus OY26
Lineage: Eukaryota; Fungi; Ascomycota; Schizosaccharomycetes; Schizosaccharomycetales; Schizosaccharomycetaceae
Product: MT organizer Mto2
Exons: 1
Coding region: 49-1242 (397 amino acids)
Source: RefSeq, a predicted model, not a curated record
UGCCGAUAGUCCAUUGAAACCCUCCAGCAUCUUUUGCUGGUGGUUUGUAUGUCGAGAAACGAUUUAUCUUUUGACAAAGGAGUUGCAGAGGAUCCUUUUUUAUCCUACGAAGCCUCUGUGAAGUCGCGUUCCAACGUUUCACCAAAAACACGUGAAUCCUAUGCCCAAAAUGCAAAACACCAACAUGCUUUACCUUCCAUGAAAGCUGGAACGGACUUGGAUUCUAGGGACAAUUACGCCAACAUGCAGGACGGUAAUUGGAGUGGAUUUUCUUCAUUGGAUACCAAUAGCAGGUCUCUGGAUCCGUUUGGACUCGAUCGACCGGAAUUGAAUCACCCGUCCAUGCGCAAUGCAAUUGGAACUUUGGCGGAAACGUCUCUUGAACGAGCUUCUCCGUCUGACAACUCGACGGUCUUACGCGAGUUGGACGAACUCAAGUUCAGAUUGAGCAACAUUGAACUUCAUUUGAGUCAUACUUCACCAACUCUUUCUACUACUUCACAACCUUACAGUCCUUAUGGACAUUUGGGUAGUACUUCAUCGUAUGCGAAUAAUACAUCGUAUUCCCCUGCUCCCUUAAAUACCAUGCAAACCGCAUUGUCCCGCCUACAAACAUAUCAUCCCUCCCCGGUUGUUCUAGAGCCUGUACAACAGGCUGUCCAGCAUGCCAUCACACUUACUCAAACAUCUCCGUCGGCAGUUGUGGACGGUCUGUGUCGUAGCUUGGCUGAAUUGUGUCUUGGUUUGGUCCAGCAAGCCAUUGAUGCCUCUUUAUCGAAUCAACAAGCGGGCCAAACUUCCAUGGACUUGAUACCUCAUUCCACUCCUCUUGAUUUAGCAACUUCUACAAAUUCUUCCCCAUCUCGGUCUGCUAGUUCCUUUGCCUACAAUUCACCAGAUCGUUCUUUAUUCCGUCCACCUCCUUCUACGCAAAGUUUCAGUUCUUAUUCCAAAAAUUCACCACCUCCUCCUUCUCGUCUUUCUUCCCGGCAUUCAGUGUUUUCUGAUGGUUCUCGCUUCCAAUCCAAGUUGCAAAAAUUUCCGCACUCUCCUCUUCGACCCAGACCUCCCUCUUCGUCCAUGUCUACUAGCUCUACUGUGCACCAAACAUCCCCCAAGCAUUUAGAGAACUCUCAAGGUCUUUCCUUUGGUCCUUCGUUUCUUGAUAACUCUUUUCAUCAAUCUACUCCAACAAAAGGCUCCUCUUUGAAUUUUUCUCCAGAACCCGAAUCGCCUCUGUAAGCUCUAUUUCCAUGAUCAUUCGUUACUUCAACUCCUGCCAUGAGCGAAUCGAUAAAUGAUAAGGUACCUUUUUCCAUUCCCACGGUUUUCAGUUAAUUUACUUGCAUGAUUUUCCAAGGUUGCUAUCUGUGUCCUCCUUACGACUUUUCUGGACUGUACUGUCCACACGUUGUCUUUCUUUUUUUUUUUUUCCUUCCCUUCUUCGAAGCCGAUUUCAUCUACUGUUUAUAAAUGAAACAUAUAAUAAUAAUAUUCUUUUUGGUCGUAAGGAAUCCUUUUGCUAGAUGUCUA